This is a messenger RNA of Physella acuta, 2858 nucleotides long. RefSeq lists its product as uncharacterized. Gene Ontology annotation, molecular function: ubiquitin-like protein peptidase activity. NCBI's taxonomy places the organism in Eukaryota, Metazoa, Mollusca, Gastropoda, Physidae. The record is from RefSeq and is a predicted model, not a curated record.
CAUCGUGAUGUAGUUAGACCCAUUAAAUGUGUUAUAUACAACCACAGGCUUCUGUCGUCAAUCUAUUAUAACUGGCGACGAGGAUGGGAUAAACAUCUACUAGAAAGAGCACCUACUUACGCAAAAAAGAGAAAGUCUUCAAAAUGGAUGUUGAUGAAGACGACUUUAGCACAAGCAUAGAUAUGUUUGAAGAUUUUGAAGAUGAUAAAAAUCUGAACCUUAUGGACGUAGUAGAUUCUACUUGCGAGGAAUUACCUAUUAAUGAAUCCACUCAAAUUUUGUUAAAAGAUAAAAAUGAAAAAGCCAGUGCUUCACCUGAAGACAAUUCACUGAAAAAAGACAGCAUUGAAACAAGUAUUUACAAUUAUUCAGAUAACUUCCAAAAGAGUCAAGUAAAGCCAUCUGAAAUAGUUAAAAAUAACAUCAGGCGAACAGUAGAACAUGAUGAUGGUUAUGUUGACCAAUCAGGCAACUCACAUUCAUUUGAAGGCCUGCCUAGCAAACGACACAAGCCAUAUGAGUCAGAGUCUUAUGGAACUAUAUCUACCAUAGAUACCACUAUCGUGUUCCGUGGUGAUGUUUGCCCUGGGAAGGGACAGUCUCAGUCUAAAGUUUUAGAAUCUGCCCAACAGGACAAUGUUUUACCAGUAUCAACUAUGCCCAGCACAACGAGUAACUCUCAGCACUCAAGGUGGACUCAACAAAGUGCAAGCAGCUCUCCAGAAAGUAAUUUAAACUUAGAAUCACCUCAGAGCAGUCAUGACAUUAAAUCACCAUAUACUUGCCCAUUCUGUGAUAUACCUAAACCUGAUUUUGUCAGUUUAGAACAUCACAUAGCAACUUCUCACCCAUAUGCUAGUGAUCAACAAAGAUUGGCUGCUGACAGUCUACACAAUUUUUUACCAGAGGAAACACCUUAUCCAUUUGUUUGCCCUUUUUGUGAUAUCUGCUUUGAUGAUGUUGUCACAUUGGAGAUACAUCUGGCUGAAUUGCACAAUGAUGAGAUAAACAAUAAAGAAAAUUUAAUUGCAUGUCCUCUAUGUGAAGCUAUGUAUGCAUCUGAAGAAGAUAUGAAAGUUCAUAUCAAGUCACAUGAGCAUGAUCGAACUUUUUAUGGUGUUAGUGUCAGCGCAGCUGUAUCUAAUACAGGAGCAGGGAGCAUGUCUGGAGCUUGUCCAGUAUGCAAUCAAGUUAUGAUGGACCCCGAUCUUCUUACAUCACAUGUUGAAAGUCAUUUUAACCCACAACACUCUCCAGAACCUUGGAUGAUAGCUAACCAUUCGAAGCAAAAAGAAGUCAUUCCAGCAUCACUUCAAAGAAAACUUUCUUCUGAUAAAGAAUCUGUUACCAACAAAGCUUCACCCCAAGUGAAGGAUAAUCACCAUGGCACAUUGAUGAAUGGCAACAUUUCUAAUCCACAUCAACAAAGGGCCAGCACUCUAGCACAAUGCAAUAAAGAAACAAGAGCAAAUCUUAACAGAAAAGAAACUAACAUUCCAUCAAACAUUGCUGAUAAGCAAUCAACCAGUGUUGACAGUAUAAAACCAUCAGCUACUGAUAACAGUAGUAAACCAUCAGCUGGUGCUAGUACAAUUAAAUCUUCAAGUAGUGUUGAUAGUUACAGACCAUCAACCAACCCUAGCAGAAUAAAACAGACAACUGUGGUUGAUAAUUUUAAAUCAUCUACAAGUGGUGGUGGCUUUAAAGUGUCCAAUGGAAUAAAUGGCUUUAAACCUUCGGGUGGUUCUGAAAGUGUUGGCUACAGGCGCCAGUAUGAACAGAAUUUGGAGAAAGAUGUGGCGGCUGGGAAGCUGUCUGUUGCCGACUACCACAUGCGUUUGGCGAAGCUUAGUCAGACAGACAUGAGGGGGAUGGAUGAUGGCAGCACAAGGGUGCAAGGUUUAAUUCAGAAAAUUGCUGCCUUGUAUCAAAACCAAGCUCGUGGUGGUCAGAAUGUUUUUCUGUGCUCCCCCACUGACCAUUAUUCUAGUUCCUAUGGCGACAGAGGAUGGGGCUGUGGUUAUAGAAACUUUCAAAUGAUUUUGUCUUGCCUGUCCAGAAUUCCUAUGUAUGCUGGGAAGAUCUUUACUGAUGGUCAAAUAGUGAUUCCAUCCACUCCUAAAAUUCAGCAAAUGAUUGAACUUGCCUGGCAAAAGGGAUUUGACCAAGAGGGCAGCAGACAGUUCAAUGGAAAACUGACCAACACAAGCAAGUGGAUAGGAGCCACUGAAAUCAUGGCCACCCUGUCAUACCUUGGUGUUAAGUGCCAACUUGCAGAUUUUCAUGCCCCAAGUGCUCCUAACGGGACUCAUCCUCUGCUAUUUGAGUGGGUGAAUGACUAUUUUACCAAGAAUCUACAUCAGCCUAAAGUCCCACUUUAUCUACAACAUCAAGGACAUAGUAGGACUAUCAUAGGCAUAGAGAACGAACGAGGCAUUACAAAACUUCUUCUUUUUGAUCCUGGCACACCUAACAAGCAAAUGGCAGAGUUAGCUAAAAACAACUAUUUGAUGUGGAAAGAUAUGAAGGUUUUCAGAAAAACCCUGUUAGGAUUCCAGGCCAAACAGUACCAAGUUAUAGCAGUCUUGGGAUUAUUAAAUGAAACGGAGUAUGAAGAAAGUAAACUACUCAAAUCUGAAAUAGUGUCUUGACCAUCAAACAAAAUUUAUCAAUGUAUACACCCAUCUGAUUUUGUUAAUAAAAAUUUAAUAUACAAUUGCUAACGCAAAGUUUGACAAAGGUUUUGCUUAAAUAUUUUUUGUAUCUGUUGCUAAAAACAAACUAAUUCAGUCAGCUAGAACAGACCUAAGUCUCUGGUGAUAGUAGGUUAUUUGUAAGGGAUCAUACAAAAAAUAAGC